GUGGUGCUGACUACAUUCUCCCUCUCUCUCUCGCUCUCGCUCUCCCUCCUCUGUCCCUCGCUUUGCCGCCUCACCCUCACGCCUUCAUUCCUCCACACUACUGCAGUCAUGGCAGACGUUUUCGUUGGCACAUGGAACCUCAAGUCGAGCGAGAAAUUUGAUGACUACAUGAAGGCGCUGGGUGUGGGCUUCGCCACACGUCAGGUGGGCAACAUGACCAAGCCCACCACCAUCAUCUCGGUGGACGGGGACAAGGUGACGGUGAAGACCCAAAGCACUAUUAAGAACACAGAGCUCUCCUUCAAGCUGGGGGAGGAGUUUGAUGAGACCACUGCCGAUGACAGGAAGGUUAAGUCUCUUGUAACAAUAGAAGAUGGGAAGAUGGUGCACGUACAGAAGUGGAACGACAAAGAGACCAGUCUGGUCAGGGAAGUCAACGGCAAAGCCCUCACACUGACGCUCACACUCGGCGACGUCGUUUCCACACGUCACUAUGAGAAGGCGGAGUAAAACCCAACACUGAAACCUCGCUCCAGCAUCUACUUGCAUCAGCAAAAGCAACCCAAACUUCUUAACACCACCUCAACCCAGGCCAAGCCAUCCCCUCGUAGAGCUGCUGCCAAUUCCCCUCAACGUCUCUUCAUACUGUACGCUCAGUAUUAACGUUACUGAUGACUGUGACCUCCCCUUCCUCCCCGUCCCUCGCUUUAUACUGUUGUUCCUUCUACUGUAAGAACCAUUGAAUAAAUUCCAAUGAGUUGUUGUUUUUUUUUCUCUAAAAUUCCAGGUCUGCAUAUUUCUGUUUUUUAGAAAAUGUGUAAUGCAUGGUGCCUAUGAUAAACCUGGAAAAAUGUUUGAAUUUGAAAGUUUGCCUACUGAGACCUGAAAAAAUGGAAAUUAAAGUGUCUACGCUGUCAGACGAAGUGGUAGAACAAUGAA
This is a messenger RNA of Chelmon rostratus (copperband butterflyfish), 939 nucleotides long. RefSeq names its product fatty acid binding protein 3, muscle and heart (gene fabp3). Bases 109 to 510 code for a protein of 133 amino acids. Gene Ontology annotation, cellular component: nucleus; cytosol. The record is from RefSeq and is a predicted model, not a curated record. The transcript is spliced from 4 exons. NCBI's taxonomy places the organism in Eukaryota, Metazoa, Chordata, Actinopteri, Chaetodontiformes, Chaetodontidae. Gene Ontology annotation, biological process: fatty acid transport. Gene Ontology annotation, molecular function: fatty acid binding.